UCUUGGUUCGCAGGCCGGCUUGUGAUUGGCGGAGCCGCGUGAAGCCCUGGCGGCCGUGACAUCAGCAAGGAGCGGGCCCACAAAAAGCGCGAGCGAGAGGAGGAGCGGCGGCAGAGGCAGAGAAGGCAGCAAAGGCAGCGGAGGCAGCGCGCUCUCCAAGACUUGCUUGCGCGGCCAGCGGACAACCCUGCUUUCCUUUUUCCCGCAAGAGGCGGCUUUGGGGAGACAAACUCACCAAUCUUGGGCGCAUCCUUAGGACUCUUCCCCCUCUUCGUCUUGUAGUUGCGUCUAGAUAUAUUCUUCUUACUGCGAUUUGCAACCUCGGGGAUGUUUCCGAGACGGCGAGGCGGGCCAGGCUGGAGGCGGCCGGCGACACAGAGAGAAUCCUCGCCUUCCUCCUCUUCGAGGCGGCCGAGAAGAAGAUGCUAAGAAGACGGGCAUUGCCAGGAGCCCGAGAGGCGGGGAUGCGCGCUCCGCAGGCGCUCCAGAGCCAGCCCGGCCGGAGACUCAAGCCCAAGCCGAGCGGAGACUGAAGCCCAGCCAAGGAAGGAAGGAAGGAGGCGCGCCGACGGGGCCAGGCACUCCUCUCCCAUGCGCGGCUCGGCUCCAUGGACGUGCCCCAGUCCCAUCCUCCUCCUCCCGCUGCUUCUUAGGCCGUCGGAGGGAUCCUAAAAGGUUGAUGACCAUGGUUGCCAGGACCUGCUCUCUACUAGCACUGCUGCUUUCUCACAUAUUGCUUGGUGGUUCGGCCAGUCUCAUCCCAGAGGUGGGGGACCGGCGCAGAUUCAGUAGCGAUUUGAGUCAGGCUGCCCCCCUGAAACUCUCGGAAGGGAUCCUGCGUGAAUUUGAACUUCGUCUGCUCAACAUGUUUGGGCUCCAGCGACGGCCGACCCCAAGCAAGAAUGCCAUAAUUCCUCCUUAUAUGUUGGAGCUCUACUACCUGCACACGAGUCAGAAGCCAGCCACCAUGGACUAUAAUCUGGAGAGGGCUACCAGCAGGGCCAAUACAGUUAGGAGCUUCCACCAUGAAGAAUCACUGGAAGAGCUUCCUGAAAAAAAUGGGAAAACAUCUCGGCGUUUCUUCUUUGACUUGGCAUCCAUUCCAAGUGGGGAGUUUAUCACUUCAGCUGAGCUCCAGAUUUUUCGGGAGCAGGUCCAAGAUAUCUUUGGGAGCAACAGCAGCUCUCACCAUCGUAUUAAUAUUUAUGAAAUAAUAAAGCCAGAGGGAGAAGCUUCUAAGGACCCUGUCACAAGACUUUUGGACACCCGAUUAGUGCAUCACAAUGCCAGCAAAUGGGAAACUUUUGAUGUAACACCAGCGUUAAGGAGAUGGGUUGCGCAUGGACAACCCAAUCACGGUUUUGUGGUGGAGGUGGUGCAUUUGGACAAGAAGAACAGUGUCUCCAAGAGACAUGUCAGGAUCAGCAGGUCAUUGCAUCAGGACGAUGGGAGCUGGUCUCAGCUCAGGCCGCUACUAGUAACCUUUGGACAUGAUGGGAAGGGACACCCUCUCCAUAGGCGAGAGAAACGCCAGGCAAAAUAUAAAGAACGCAAACGCCAUAAAUCCCAUUGCAAAAGGCAUCCUUUAUACGUAGACUUCAAUGAUGUAGGGUGGAAUGACUGGAUUGUGGCCCCACCGGGCUAUAGUGCCUACCACUGCCGUGGAGAUUGUCCCUUUCCAUUGGCAGAUCACCUCAACUCCACAAACCACGCCAUUGUUCAGACUCUGGUCAAUUCAGUGAAUUCCAAAAUCCCCAAAGCUUGCUGCGUGCCGACGGAACUGAGUCCUAUCUCCAUGCUCUACCUUGAUGAAAAUGAAAAAGUUGUACUCAAGAACUAUCAAGACAUGGUUGUGGAGGGCUGUGGUUGCCGCUGACUAAGCAACAAAACAAAAUGGACAUUUACAAAAUAAAAAAAUAAAAUAAAAAACACACAACAAAACUUGACACUUUAAUAUUUCCCAAUGAAGACCUUAUUUAUGUUAUGAAAUGGAGAAUUAAACGCAUCUAUUUUGAAAAUCUAUUUAUGUCUACAGAAAGAAAAAGUGAGGAAAAAUAUUUUAAUCAGAGAAUUAUUCCUUUUAAAGAUUUUUAAAGCAUAUUUUAGUUGUACAUUUUAUAUGGGUUUAACCCCCCCUUCCCCUCAGCACAUGAAGUAUAAAGGUCAGAUUCUUAUUUUGUAUUUAUUUACUAUUAUAACCACUUUUUAGAAGAAUAGCUAUUUUGUAUUUAUAUGUAUAAUCAAAAAAAUCAGAAGAAAAAAAUAGAGGGUUUGUACAUAAUUUAAAACAAAUGGUAGCUGUUUUCAGUUGUGUGUAUUUAAGUAAGUUGAAAUAUGUACAUGAAAGGGUUACUAUGGCAAAGGUGCAUAAUGCAUUUUGCUUUCUGCAGUUCUACUGUUAAGGUCACAAGUGCAAGCCCAAUGAAAAGUGGCUAAUCCACCCUGCUGACUCAAGAUUAUAUUGUACAAUUCUCAGGAAUGCUGCAGGGUGGGCUGCCCAGUCCAUGAGAAACUGGCACCCUUUCGAUGUGGAGCAUUUGGAUAAGAACCAGACGCUGCUCGGCAAAUAGAAACAGAACUGCGGUUCUUCGUGGAGGUGUGAUGUGACCACCAACUGGGCUGAUAGAAUACUUCUUGUUCCCUCCCCCUCUUUCACACCUACAGAAAAGCAAAAUGUUUAUGCUGUUCCUCCGUUUUUUAAGUAGUCCACCCAUUGGAAUCUAUUGUCCUGGCCAAAUAUUAAAUAAAAGACCAGAUUUGUUCAGUUUUUAAAA
Anolis sagrei ordinatus is the source of this 2774-nucleotide messenger RNA. RefSeq names its product bone morphogenetic protein 2 (gene BMP2). Gene Ontology annotation, biological process: BMP signaling pathway. Gene Ontology annotation, cellular component: extracellular region. Gene Ontology annotation, molecular function: cytokine activity; growth factor activity. Lineage: Eukaryota; Metazoa; Chordata; Lepidosauria; Squamata; Anolidae. The record is from RefSeq and is a predicted model, not a curated record.